Molecule: messenger RNA, 1194 nt
Organism: Caenorhabditis remanei
Lineage: Eukaryota; Metazoa; Nematoda; Chromadorea; Rhabditida; Rhabditidae
Exons: 5
Coding region: 1-1194 (397 amino acids)
Biological process (GO): ribosomal small subunit assembly
Cellular component (GO): mitochondrial matrix
Molecular function (GO): GTP binding; rRNA binding; ribosomal small subunit binding
Source: RefSeq, a predicted model, not a curated record
AUGAUUAUGAAAAGAAUCCACGUGGCGUGCCGCCUAUUCUCAACAGCUUCAACGUCGGCUAGUUUGGAGAAAACGCCCACCCAACCACUCCAAAAAUGUCUCCAACUGGCUGUAAUCGGUGCUCCGAACGUCGGAAAAUCACUGCUCACAAAUUCAUUAGUCAGAUGUCCGCUCUCAGCGGUUAGCAGUAAAAUGGACACGACGACGAGGAACAUCUCCGCCUCAAUCUGCACUGAUUCCACACAACUCGUGUUCGUUGACUCACCGGGAGCCGUCAGCACCUCCCACGUCCGUCAAACGAUGAAGAAGACGUCGGCGACAAGCGGUGAUCGUGUACUUCAGGACCCCGAAAGAGCCCUACAGAGAGCUCAACACAUUCUAGUCGUACAGGAUGCGACAGCUCCUGGAGCAUAUAUUCAUCAUCGAGUUCUUCAUAUGUUACAUAGAUAUUCACAUGUGCCCAGCACUUUAGUUAUGAAUAAGAUUGAUUUGGUGAUGAGGAGAACGGAUUUGUUGCCGUUGGUUGAGAUUCUCACAAAUGGCCAGCUAUCAGACAACCAACAAAUCUCCACAAAACCCGCCCAAAUCGGUCGUCUCGGCAAAUCCCUCACAACAACUCCAUUUCUCGUUCAAAACUCCCAGAAUCCUCCAGAAUCCGACGAGAAAUGGAAAAGUCAAUUUCGAGAGCUCAUCCAGAAACCCACGUGGAAAUGCAGCUACUCGGAGACGCGCUCGUUGUUCCGAACGAUUUGUGGAUGGUCUGGAUUCGAGCGAGUUUUCUUUGUGAGCUCGUUGAAUGGAGAGGGUAUCGAUGAGUUGAGACAACAUUUGAUGAGUAUUUCACCGGAUGGAGAAUGGAAAAUGAAUGAGGGAAUGCCGACAGGAGAGUCCGCCCAACAACUCACCAUCGACUCGAUCCGCGCCGCCGUUCUCGACACCACCCCGUCCGACGUCGCCUACUCAGUACAAAUCCGAAUUUCCGAGUGGGAAGAACAGGGAGAAGUCCUCCAAAUCGUCGGCGAGAUUCGGUGUCAGAAGCCUCGCGAUGGCACACUUAUCAUUGGGAAAGGAGGAAAACGAAUCUCGGAAAUUGGUCGGAGAGUCAACGAGCAUCUGCAUUCUCUGUUUCAGCGACAGCUGUAUGCGAGACUAAUUGUUACUUGUAAUGGAAAACUUAUUACUCAGAAAAAAUAG